Nothobranchius furzeri (turquoise killifish) is the source of this 1538-nucleotide messenger RNA. It is a transcript of the gene drg2, whose product is annotated as developmentally regulated GTP binding protein 2. Gene Ontology annotation, biological process: cytoplasmic translation. NCBI's taxonomy places the organism in Eukaryota, Metazoa, Chordata, Actinopteri, Cyprinodontiformes, Nothobranchiidae. The record is from RefSeq and is a predicted model, not a curated record. Gene Ontology annotation, cellular component: cytoplasm. Gene Ontology annotation, molecular function: GTP binding; GTPase activity.
GUGUAAUUCGUUAGAGGGUCCGUUUGGUUAUUCUUGCGUUUCCUUGUUUCACCCGAACGUUUUAUAGCGACGAACCGCGUUCCGGUUUGCAGUCUGCGUGCGCGGCUGAUUGAACCUUCUGUCAAAGCUAGCCGGGCGGCUAACAAAGCUAGCAGCAGUGAGGUGACACGUUUCUGUUGGAUUUUGUCUCCCCGACAGAGUAGCUGCAUCUCACCUGCACCACCAACAUGGGCAUUCUGGAGAAAAUCGCCGAAAUCGAAAGAGAGAUUUCUCGGACACAGAAGAAUAAAGCCACCGAGUACCAUCUGGGUUUGCUGAAGGCCAAAUUAGCCAAAUACAGAGCUCAGCUUCUGGAGCCGUCCAAAUCAGCGGCGGCCAAAGGAGAGGGCUUUGAUGUCAUGAAAUCAGGAGACGCUCGUGUAGCUCUGAUUGGUUUCCCCUCUGUGGGUAAGUCCACCUUUCUGAGCCUGAUGACGUCAACAGCCAGUGAAGCUGCGUCCUACGAGUUCACCACCCUCACCUGCAUACCUGGUGUCAUCGAGUACAAGGGAGCCAACAUCCAGCUGCUCGAUCUGCCAGGAAUCAUUGAGGGUGCUGCCCAAGGAAAGGGUAGAGGUCGACAGGUUAUUGCUGUCGCCAGGACCGCGGAUGUGGUCAUCAUGAUGCUGGACGCCACCAAAGGAGACGUUCAGAGGGAGCUUCUAGAAAAAGAGUUGGAGUCUGUGGGCAUCAGACUGAACAGAACCAAACCUAAUAUUUAUUUCAAGCCAAAGAAAGGAGGCGGCCUGUCCUACAACUCCACAGUUCCUCUCACUCACUGCUCAGAGAAGCUGGUCCAGCUCAUCCUUCAUGAGUACAAAAUCUUUAAUGCAGAAGUCCUCUUCAGGGAGGACAGCACACCGGACGAGUUCAUCGACGUCAUCGUUGGAAACCGAGUUUAUAUGCCUUGCUUAUAUGUGUACAAUAAAGUGGAUCAGAUCUCCAUCGAGGAGGUGGACCGCCUGGCGCACAGACCUCACAGUGUUGUCAUCAGCUGUGGAAUGAAGCUGAACCUGGAUUACCUUCUGGAGAGGUUGUGGGAAUACUUGGCCCUUAUUUGCCUUUAUACUAAGAAAAGAGGAGAGCGUCCUGAUUUUAAUGAUGCCAUUAUCAUGAGACGGGGAGCAUCUGUAGAACAUGUGUGCCACAGAAUCCACAGAACCUUAGCCAGCCAGUUCAAAUACGCCCUGGUGUGGGGAACCAGUACCAAAUACAGUCCUCAGAGGGUGGGCCUGACACACGUCAUGGAGCACGAAGACGUCAUCCAGAUUGUAAAGAAGUGAAGAACUUGUUGUGAUUGGACCGGACCGGCGUCAGAGGAGGAACACUGUGCAGUAGUUAUACAGCAAAGGAAAAUAACCAACGUCCUUAUUUUGUAUAAUAAGUUUAACAGUAAGUGGAAGAAAGGGAACGCUGCGGAGCAGAUCCUGGACUGAAAUCAGUUUAUGUUACCGAUGAUUUAGAGAAAAUGGGGAAAUAAAUUCCACAUUUUAAAAUAA